Messenger RNA from Passer montanus (Eurasian tree sparrow), 814 nucleotides. Its product is annotated as 40S ribosomal protein S10b-like. Gene Ontology annotation, molecular function: structural constituent of ribosome; RNA binding. Gene Ontology annotation, cellular component: cytosolic small ribosomal subunit. Bases 137 to 814 code for a protein of 225 amino acids. The record is from RefSeq and is a predicted model, not a curated record. Lineage: Eukaryota; Metazoa; Chordata; Aves; Passeriformes; Passeridae. The transcript is spliced from 2 exons.
CGUAGUGAGCUGGGCCGUGCCGGGCCGUACUGGGCUGUGCCGGGCCGUGCUGGGCUGUGCCGGGCCGUGCUGGGCUGUGCCAUACGAGGCGCUGCCGGGCUCCGUGGAGCUGUGAGCGAGCCCCGCUGCCCGCGCCAUGGUGGCGGGGAUGCUGAUGCCGCUGGAGCGGCUCCGCUCCAUCCUGGAGCUGCUGUUCCGCGAGGGCGUGCUGGUCGGGGAGCGGGACGGCUGCCCCCGGCGCACCCACCCGCAGCUGCCCGGCGUGGCCAACGUGGAGGUGCGGCGCGCCAUGGCCUCGCUGCGCUCCCGCGGCCUCGUGCGACAGACGGCGGCCUGGCGACACCUCUACUGGUACCUGACGGACGCCGGCGUGGCUCACCUGCGCCAGUACCUGCGGCUGCCGCCGGACGUGGUGCCGCGCUCCCUGCAGCGCGUCCCGCGCCCCGCCGCCCCCCGCCCCGAGAACCGGCCGGGUGGGUCGGGGCAGGGGGGGGAAGGGGAGGCGGCUCCGGCCGUGCCCCCCCCGGGCGGGAGCCGGGGCCGGGGAGGGGCCGGUGGUGAGUCAGGGCUGGGCCUGGGGCCCCCCCUGACCCCCCCGGCCGGGGGUGGAGCCGCAGCCGCUCCCGCCGUGCCGGCAGCCAGCGCCGCUCCGCGUCGGAUCGCGCCGGGACGUGCCGGGCCAUACGGGGCUGUACCGGACUGCGCCGAGCUGUGCCAGGCCGUACCGGGCCGAACUGGACCGUACCGCGCUGGGCUGGACCACCUGAGUCGUGCUGGGCGGUACCGGACCGUAGUGAGCUGGGCCGUGCCGUAG